AGCAAGGCUGGAUGACGGCCGAGGCGUCAGCCAGUUAUUUCAUUUUUUCUUGAAAUCCUUAAAAUCCCUGGGACAGUUUGUGGUCGAGCAGCCAGAUGGAGCGGCACCAAUGCGGACGAGCGCCCGGGCGGCGGGCGGGGCGGGGGAGGCGCGAAGAGGCAGCGCUGCCGGCCGGGCGCCGCCAGGGACAGAGCCGGAGCCCGGCACCUGUGUUCGGCCGGCGGCCUUGGCGGGGCGCGGACAGCCCGAGCCUGCCCCGUUCGUGCCCCGCUUCUUUUCCUUUCCCUUCCUUUCCCCGCUCCAGCCCGGCCCGGCCCAGCAGCACUGCGAACCCCGUCCCGCGGAGCCGCGUCCGGCCCCGCCGCCAUGUCGGGCCCGGGCGGCCGCGCCGCGCUGCUGCUGCUGCUGCUGCUGCGGGGGCUGCCCGGGCUGCUGCAGGCCCGGCCCCGCUACGAGCCCACCUGGAGCUCGCUGGACGCCCGGCCGCUGCCCGCCUGGUUUGAUGAGGCGAAGUUCGGCGUGUUCAUCCACUGGGGCGUGUUCUCGGUGCCCAGCUUCGGCAGCGAGUGGUUCUGGUGGUACUGGCAGAAAGAAAAGAGAGAGCCCUAUGUGAAAUUUAUGGACACAAAUUACCCACCUGGCUUCAGCUAUGAAGAUUUUGGUCCUUUGUUUACAGCAGAAUUCUUUGAUCCCAACCAAUGGGCAGAUAUUCUGAAGGCGUCAGGUGCAAAAUACGUUGUCUUAACUUCAAAACAUCAUGAAGGCUUUACUUUGUGGGGGUCCAAAUAUUCUUGGAACUGGAAUGCUGUUGAUGUGGGACCAAAGCGAGAUCUUGUUUCUGAACUAGCAACAUCUGUUAGAAACAGGACUGACUUGCAUUUUGGGUUAUACCACUCCCUGUUUGAAUGGUUCAAUCCUCUCUUCCUUGAGGAUGCCACCAAUGCCUUUAAGACAAGAAAGUUUCCAACCAGCAAAUCAUUACCAGAACUCUAUGAAAUUGUGACCAAGUACCAGCCAGAAGUAAUUUGGUCUGAUGGGGAUGGAAAUGCUCCAGAUACUUACUGGAAUAGCACUGGUUUCUUGGCUUGGCUGUAUAAUGACAGCCCAGUCCGGGACACAGUAGUGACCAAUGACCGCUGGGGAGCUGGCAGCAUGUGUGCCCACGGCGGCUUCUACACGUGCAGUGACCGCUACAACCCCGGGCACCUCCUGCCCCACAAGUGGGAGAACUGCAUGACCAUCGACCGCGGCUCCUGGGGGUACCGCAGGGACGCGCAGCUCCACGACUACCUCGCCAUCGAGGACUUGGUGAAGCAACUUGUGGAAACGGUGUCUUGUGGAGGAAAUCUCCUGAUGAAUAUCGGGCCCACUCACGAUGGUCGCAUCACUGUUGUGUUUGAAGAGCGCCUGAGGCAGGUAGGUGCUUGGCUGAAGGUCAAUGGAGAGGCCAUCUACAGAACGAAACCAUGGAGAGCACAGAACGACACAGUCACACCUGGAGUCUGGUACACUUUUAGCCCUGAAGAAGGGAAAGUCAACGCUAUCUUCCUUAACUGGCCAGUUUCUGGGAUUCUGGAACUUGGUGAGCCACAGGCUAAGCUUGGAGAAACACAGGUGAAGCUGGCUGGGUACAAGGAACUGCUGAAAUGGGUUGCCUUGGGAGAAAAGGGAAUGGUUAUUGCUCUACCUCAAUUGACACCUCAGCAAUUGCCUUGUCAGUGGGGCUGGACCUUACAACUGACUUAUGUAAACUGAGCCAUGCUCUGCUGGAGCCCUGGCUAGCAGGGAAUGCUGAUGUUUUGCUCUUUCUUAUCAUUGGUUUUAAACUUACUUGUUUGACUGAGAAAGACCAAUAAAUUCUCUUUUUCUAUGAGAGGUGGGUUGUCAUUAAGGGAUGGAAUAGAAUGGAACAAACCUCACAAAAAGUCUAGCACUUGGUAAUUGACCCUCUGCACACAGUUUCUUUGAACUUGUGUGAAACAUUGAGCAGCUACCUUGACCUCUACACUUGGUUUAGUCAGUUUCUGGCCAAGUUAUGUGAAGAAUGAGGUGGCGGGGAAAACAGGCACUAGACUUCUAGAGACGAAAGAAAGACUAAAGCCGAAGCUGGUGUUCAAAUGCACAUAAGUCAGUUGUAUACCCUCCUUAAUGCAAGAAAUUUACCUUCCACAAAACUGCACAGUAAAAAGUGAGUUUUAGAGAAAAGAAUAUACUUUUCCCCUGUGUGUUUAGUGGGAGCUGGCAGUAUCAGCUGAGUAGGGUAAUGUCUGCACAAAGGCCCCAUAAGGGUUGGGAAUUAAUCAUACAUGCAUUCAGGCAAUGCAUCUGUACAUCACUGUUUCUUAUCAUGGAAGUCAUUAAUUUUACAUGUUCCUAUUCUUGAGUAACUCCAUCCAUUAUUGGGACACAGGUAAACUGGGAGAGAGUUGGCUUUUUAUAUUUUGUAUAAUUUUAUAUGGGUAAAACUUGCCUCUUGUUUACAGCCUUUGUUUAGACAGUUACCAGGAUGCCUCCUGUGGACUAUUAAACCAAACAUGUACUUCAGUAACUAACUCUUGUAAAAGGAGAAAUAAUCAGGAGUUGCUAGGGAUCUUCAGCUUUGGAAAAGAGACAACUUUUUAAGCAGAGAGUAGACUGCAUCCAACUUGAAAAAUUUCCAAAUGAAGUAUUUCUGUUUCAGGGUAGAGACUGAAGGUUUAUUUUCCCUGAGUAAUGUUCAUAAGCGCAAAAUUAGUACUGUAUAAGUUAAAUUUACUCUUUCAACUCUGUCAGGAUUUUGAGUAGUUGACCAGGUCAGGUUAUUCUCCUCCCUACUAGUAAUGUUAAUACACACACAAAUUAUACAUUAAAAUAUUUUAUUACAAUACAGACAAUUGGGCUCAAAAUUAAUACAAAUUAAGAUAAAAUAUUUACAAGGUAAUGUGUACAGUGUAGCUGUUUGAACAGCAGAAACAAGAGAAUGUCUAAAAAACCACAUUCCUUUAGUAUUAAGUAAUGGAGAGAGCAGACCCCCAGCUUGUUCAAGGGGAACAUGCAUCCAUUGGCAAAGGCUUUCUGAAGAAUGAGAGACUUUGGAACAAGAUUUGUAAAGUUAAGGGGAAAAAGAUUUACUUUGUAGAAAGAAAAAUCUGGGGGAAGAAGAAGAAAAAAGCAUUACUUCAUUCUGCUGCUCUGUGCUAUUCUUAGAUCACUUAUCAUUUGUUCUUCCCAAAACUUACACAUCCCAGGCAAAAAAAUGGGUUUUUUAGUAACUUUCUGUAAUACUGCCACCAAAUGUCUUUUAGAUGCAAUAAAAACAACCCAAGGAAUUACAGAAGAGUUUAACCACUUUUUAAUAGAAAAGUCUUCACUUACACUGUUUUUUUCAAUAAGAAUAUUUUUAAUGGGUGAAACAUAAUUUGGUUAGAAGAAAAUAUGGGCUCACUCCACUUUCCCCAGAGUGCUCUUUCUGCUGCUCUGCCACUCCUACACCAUUAUAAAAUUAACCCAAGUCUCAUCAGUAGUCACCAGGGAUUUGUUAUAAAUACACCAUCCAUUCAUAAAAAUGUGCAGGUCAUUUCUCUAGUUGCUGAGGGGUACUGAAAGCUUCAUAAACAUUAGCAGCAAAAUCUUUCACUUGUUCCAUCAUCAACAGGUCCUG
Molecule: messenger RNA, 3640 nt
Organism: Poecile atricapillus (Black-capped chickadee)
Lineage: Eukaryota; Metazoa; Chordata; Aves; Passeriformes; Paridae
Gene: FUCA2
Product: alpha-L-fucosidase 2
Exons: 7
Coding region: 367-1755 (462 amino acids)
Biological process (GO): glycoside catabolic process; fucose metabolic process
Cellular component (GO): lysosome
Molecular function (GO): alpha-L-fucosidase activity
Source: RefSeq, a predicted model, not a curated record